AGCCGUAAGCAGCGCCAUCCCAAAAAUCCUACCUUUAUUCCAAUCGGAAUCACGAAUUUCUUCACCAGAUUUUCCAGUAAUUUGAUGAUUUAGAAGCUCGAUCUAGGGUUAAUUUAUUCAUCUUGAUUCUCCUCUAAAUUCAAUCACAUAGGUUACGAUGAGCGGAGUAUUUGAAGGUUACGAGAAGCAAUACUGCGAGCUCUCUGCGAAUUUAGCGAAGAAGUCCUCGUCGGCGAAUCUACUUGAUGGGGAGCAAAAGAAACAGAAGCUUUCGGAUAUCAAAAAUGGGUUGGAUCAGGCGGAAGCUUUGAUACGGAAGAUGGAUAUUGAAGCCCGUGGUUUGCAGCCAAAUGUUAGGGCAGUUCUUCUUGCCAAGCUGAGAGAAUACAAAUCUGACCUCAACAAUUUGAAGAGUGAAAUAAAGCGAGUUGAAACGACCAAUUUGAACCAGGCUGCCCGAGAUGAUUUGCUUGAGUCUGGAAUGGCUGAUUCACUCGCUGUAUCAGCUAAUCAAAAGGACAGACUUAAAAUGUCAACCGAAAGAUUGAACACCUCGAGUAACAGAAUCAGGGAUAGCAGAAAGGUCAUGCUUGAGACAGAAGAGCUUGGCGUCUCACUUCUCCAAGAUUUACACCAACAACGACAGUCUCUCUUACACUCUAAUAACACGAUGCAUGGAGUGGACGAGAACAUAGGCAAGAGCAGGAAGAUUAUAACUAACAUAUCGAGAAGGAUGGAUCGAAACAAGUGGGUAAUCGGUGCUAUAAUCACAGUGCUGAUUAUUGCUAUUUUCGUGGUCUUGUAUUUUAAAUUCAUCAAGUGAGUUAAGACCAAGUGUGUGUGUUUGUGUGAGAUUCUUGGUUUUUUUUUUUUUUUUCUGAUCUUGUUUAUUCAAAGUGUUGUGAGAGUCGAAACUUGCUCGUUUCGUUUGUUAUUCUUUUCGAAUAUUUGUAAAUUUGAACAUCUUGUGAUUCUAUUUUUAAAUGAGAGCUCCAUUAAAAGAAA
Molecule: messenger RNA, 1005 nt
Organism: Erythranthe guttata (spotted monkey flower)
Lineage: Eukaryota; Viridiplantae; Streptophyta; Magnoliopsida; Lamiales; Phrymaceae
Source: RefSeq, a predicted model, not a curated record